UCAUAACUCGGCAGUAGAGCAAGUGAACACCGAUGUUACAGGAUGCUUUAUAGGAGCAUAUAUGAAUAAAACACCUCAAUAAAGGAUCUAUGUUUAUGGUCAAGAACGGAACGAUGGAAUCGAUAUUUACUGCUUUAAUUGUGGCAUGCUCCGGUUUCUUCCCGGUUUUUGCUGGAGAGUUGUGCACCAAAGCCCCUGAGUUUAAGCCCAGUGGGAAGCAACCUCAGCUACGGGAGACACUGGGCUCAACGGCAUUCCUGAACUGUACCGCCCUCGUAUCCUGGGGACCCCAGGAUCAACCCUGUGACGCUGUCGUGUCCUGGAGCAAAGAUGGCGGCAUUCUUUCAAAUCAUAGCCUGCACCCUCGGAAUCUCUCCAAAUGGCUUGUGAGCCCCACUCAGCAGAUACUGAACAGUGUGCUGGAGGUGAGGCUGAGGGAGGAGGAGGACUUUGGGCUGUACACCUGCAGAGUGGGAAAUGCCUCGACCGACUUCAGUCUGCACAAUAUAAACCGCCCCAGCCACACAGCUGCAUUGAUAGCUUCCAUCAUUCUCCUGCUUAUCCUCACCACCUCCUCUAUAUUGUACUCCACAUGCCACCUCAACAUCCAACUCUGGUACAGAAAUAAAUAUGGGGACUAUGAGAUCAAUGAUGGCAAGAUAUAUGAUGCUUACAUCUCUUACGUAAACAAUGAUAACGACAGGAAAUUUGUCAACUUCAUCCUCAAACCUCACUUGGAGAAUAAGCACGGGUACAAACUGCACCUCAACAACAACGACAUCCUGCCUGGUUCAGAGCCGUCCGCAGAGCUGUUGAUGAAUGUGAGCCGCUGCCGGCGGCUAAUCCUGGUGCUCUCUCACCCUUACCUGGAACAGGACUGGUGCUCCAGCAACUUCAGACAGAGCCUUCUGCACGUGUUGGAGCUGUCCCAGCGGCUCAUCGUCAUCAUGUUUGAGGGCCAAUCCAAACACAUGAGCAAGGAGAUCAUUUUUCUGCUCAAGGAGCACGAGAAGCACCUCACCGUGCUAACAUGGAGCAACUACUCAAUUACCCCAUCCUCAGUGUUCUGGAAGAAGCUGGCCCUGGCCAUGCCCCGCAGCGUAGUCCUCCACAGUCACGCCGCUGGAGACCCUCAGACCCUGCUCCAGGACGACAAGGACCCCAUGCUGACCCUGAACCCAGACCACCUGGAGUACAGCCCAGACCCAGACCCCUCAGGAGACCUAGGUGUGCGCUUGCCUGUAUGCAGGGCGCUAACUUCCAGAGCCCCCAAUCUUCCCGCUGCUCCUGCACCAGCGACUAAAGCUAGUCAGUCAGACAUCGACGUGUCAGACUUGGGCUCUCAUAACUAUGGAUCCCCCACGGAAUUCUACCGCCUGGUUACAGACGAGUACGUGUAACCUGGACAACCCCCGAUGAUCUGAACUCCAGGCUCAGUCACUCACAGAGCGCUGUGGGAUCAACAGCUGUGUCAUCUCUCUCACAGUUUCCAAGUUAAAAGGUGUUACUGUAUUUUAAAUGUUAUUGACAUUUGAACAAUUCUGUUAUUUUUACUAGACGUUCCUUUUAUAUUUCAAUAAUCCAUAUACAAAUUUCCAUUUAUCAUAAUUGUUGCAAGUGCUAUAGUGCUUUGAUUUUAAAGCCAUUGAUUGUUAUUGUUAAUAAUUGGUCAAUUUUUAUCAGAUUUCAUAUGGUUCCGACAUCUUCAGAUGUAAAAGACACAUUUGAUAUCCCCCCCAGAAAUAUCUUGCCGAAAUUGUACAUAAGAGCUCAAACUUUACUCAGUUGUUCCCGUUCUACUCCAGCAGAGGGCUGAAUUGAGUCAGAUGUCUCAUGCAAAUAUGCCUUAUUCAACAAUGGAUUAUAUCAAUAGAAUAACAUGUUUCUUAUUCUUGUCCAUAUCAUAUAUCUUUGUGUUGUCAGUAUGAUAUGAAUGUGUAUGACUGUGUAAAGAAGAUAAAAAAAGAAAAUAAAUUGAGAUUAUACAUUCUUUCAUAGCUUUGUUGUGAACAUUGUAUUGUUCUUGGUUCAAACUGAAACCUGUCUGGUGACAAGGCAAGACAUGAACUCCGCCCUGUAUGAAGGAGGGUGUGUCGGGCAAAAGCCUGUAUGAAUCCUGUCUGGGCAGAGGCAGGUAGGAAACAGGGAGGGACAAACAGGGUUACAAAGCCUAAGGCACCGUCUAUGUUCAUACUUUGCAUGUUUAUUGAAACGUAUGCAUUUUACAUCGACAGUUACCUAAUAAAAAGUACAUCCAAAUCAUAAAAAAUGUAUUCCAUCCACAUGCACACAUACGUACGUCAUAGAUGUGACGUUAGGAGCAGAAGGGAUGCAUAUUUUUAGUGUGAUGAAAUAACUAAUAACAGGCACUGCAUUGCAAUACCAAAGUUAAUGUAUGACAUUACAACAUCAGCCUGGAUUACAUUUCAUACAGUUUUUGACUGUAUUAACUAAUUUAUUGUUUAACAUUUCUACAAAAUAUGUACUGCAGCAGGCCCUGAAAGGGGAUCUAUAUUCAAUAAUAAACUCCAUCCAAUACUUGAAAAGAAA
Messenger RNA from Hypomesus transpacificus, 2550 nucleotides. RefSeq names its product single immunoglobulin and toll-interleukin 1 receptor (TIR) domain (gene sigirr). The record is from RefSeq and is a predicted model, not a curated record. Gene Ontology annotation, biological process: signal transduction. NCBI's taxonomy places the organism in Eukaryota, Metazoa, Chordata, Actinopteri, Osmeriformes, Osmeridae.